Messenger RNA from Neoarius graeffei (lesser salmon catfish), 3279 nucleotides. It is a transcript of the gene cdc42ep4a, whose product is annotated as CDC42 effector protein (Rho GTPase binding) 4a. The record is from RefSeq and is a predicted model, not a curated record. Lineage: Eukaryota; Metazoa; Chordata; Actinopteri; Siluriformes; Ariidae. Bases 445 to 1515 code for a protein of 356 amino acids. The transcript has 2 exons.
GCUCUGACGCGCAUGCGCACUGGAGGCUGUGCAGACAGAAAGGAACGGCUGAGCUGCGCGAGCGUCUGGCAGUUUGCAAGCAGCGCGUUGAGGCGGCGAGCGGCGGGGAGGAUGUGGCUGUUCGGUUCGUGUGGAGCUCGUUUAGGUUGUCGAGAUUGAGUUGGGGUAUGUAUUUACGGAUGAUAAUUCAAAGAAAUUUUACGAGAAAGUAGGAAUUUGUGAGGUGAAUAGUGAAGGAAGGAAGGAAACAGUCAAGCUAGUCACCUGGGGAUGAAAGUACAAACCGUCGCUUGCGCGCGACACUGCUAAUAAAGGUUCCACAAACUCGCUGGAUCUCACGGUGUCUCAUUGGAAACUACUUGUGCCUUUAACUCUAACCUAAUCGUACAAGAUACAAAUUAACUCUUGGAUUUCUCUUUUAGUCGGGGGUAUAAAUUUUCAAAGAUGCCCAUCUUGAAGCAACUAGUGUCAAGCUCCUCUCAGACCAAGCGACGCUCUCGCAUGGACCUGACCACGGAAAUGAUUAGUGCUCCACUGGGAGAUUUUCGUCACACCAUGCAUGUGGGCAGGGGUGGUGACGCUUUUGGAGACACGUCCUUUCUCAGCAGCCGCUCUGGUGAGCCCCCACAGGAUGCUAGUUCUAACCCUCGCUCUCCCAAGCUAGGCCUACUGUCCAGAACCUUCAGAAGCAGCAAGCGCUCUCAGUCUGUCACUCGUGUAGACCAGCGAGACAACACGCAACUACCCCCAAGUGGCUCACCAACGUAUGUGAAGAAUGCCCUGUCACUGCCUUUUCUGAAUGAUGAGGAUAGGGAUCCUGAAAGUGGUAGGUUGCUCAAGAGUCUAGCCUCCAGCCCCAUGAAGCAGCAGGCUUCCAACGGGGCAGCCGCUCAUGGCCUAGACGUGGAGCUUCAUGAGAGGUCUUUUGGGGAGCUAACCGACUUGCGGCCCUCUCCAUCUUAUAAUGGAGGAGGCAUGAAGCACGCCGAGUCAGUUAUGUCCUUUCAUGUGGACCUGGGGCCUUCUAUGCUAGGAGAUAUUCUGGGAGUCAUGGAGAAGGAAGGUGAUGACCUGGGCUUUGAGGAAGGCAAAAACGGUGAGGGGCAGGCUUCCUCUCUUCUCAGUAACCAAGGAGCAGAAGAGGAAGAGGCAGAAGAAGAAGAGGAGGAGGAGGAGGAAGAAGAGGAGGAGGAAGAGGGAGUGAGGGCAGAUGAGGUGGAGGAGGAGCAGGAGAUGGAUCUGGAAGUGGAGCAUGAGGCUACUCUUCAUGCCGACAGUUCAGUAGACCUGGAAAUUAAAAGUGAGGUUAUCAGCACUCCUGAGCCUCAGCACAAACACCAGCAGCAGUCUGACAGCUUUUCUGUCUCCAGCUCUGGCUCCCAAGUCGUGGAGGACAAACAACUCUGCCAAUCUUAUCAAGCAGACAUGGACAGCACCAACUACAGCUACCACCCAGGGGAGGAAGGAGCCUUCUCUUCCUUCUUGGAGGAUGAGGAUGAUGAGAUCCGUGUGUGAGACUCUAAACCUUGUGGAAUCUGUAUGGGGAUUGAGACAUGUCUGCAAUUGUGACACCGCGUUAAUGAAACUGAAGGCCUAUAACUGUUCCUGUACCCUUUGAGGGAAGUGAUCAAAAUGUGUCUAAUGGCCCAACAGAGGACUUUAUAGCACCACUGUCAGACAUGUUCACUCAGCCUGGGUCUGGCAACUGUCACUUUCCUACUGGACAUGUAAGUGAUGAUGAGGACUUGUAAAGAUGGAGAAAAAAAAAAUAUCUUUAAUGUCUUAACCUAAUCCUUGUCUUUGCAUCUUCUGUCUCCAACAUUGGGUAUUUGUGUGUAAGAUUUAUGGUAAUGUGUGCUACAGGUCCAGGUAAUGGUAUCUCCUGAAACAAGUAUACUUUCACUACACAAUAAUCAUGCUCUUUGCUGAAGGUUUAAAGGAGCAUGCAAUUAAUACGAGCACAGGCUGGAAAGGGAGGAUGAGUGCAAAAAGGUGUGUGUGUGUGUGUGUGUGUGUGUGUGUGUGUGUGUGUGUGUGUGUGUAGGAUUUUGAUUACACAUCCUGUUAAACAUUUUCUGUCAGCUGCCCGAAUGACAAGGAUGGGAAAUCAUUCUGUAAUACAGAGAACAAACCAGAAACUGAAAGGGGGUGCAGUGGCAGAUGUUUUGUGUUCCGUUUUCCCUCCACUAACUGUCCAUGACUCUAUACACGCAGUGGUGACAGCUGGGAAGCUUUGUAUUGGGGGGGAUUCGUGCUUAUAGAGGACUUUGUAUACUCGUUGCCUGCGUGGUGUCUUUAUCUCACCACUUCCUUCCUCGUCAUGUGACGGUAACUACUUGGCUCUGCAGCUAGCUAGUUAGUUAAGAUGGUGCAGAAAUGAUGCUAUAUCUCUGUAUUAAGUUAUGCUGCCAGGAACAGUCUGUGAGAUUGGGUUUUCCUACCAAGCAUUAUUAUAGCAAAUAAGAAGACCGUGCACUAAUUUAAGCUAAACUCAGGUUUAGUAUAGGAGGCAGUGUACUUCACUCUGCACCACUGUACAGUGUUAAUCACCUGGGUGAGGGACAGCCUGUACACUAACUUGUACUUAGUGACUUUUUUUUUUUUUUUGGAGAGAGAGAGAGAGAAAUCAUGUUGUAAAUUGUGAAUAUGUGAAACCUUGACUGCUGCUCAGUCUUUGCUGGUGUGCUUGCCUGUUCUAGCUUACUCAUUCCGGUCUUUUUUUUUUGUAGGCUACAGAGACUAGCUGUUCUCGAAAAGGGCUGAGUUGUAAGAAAUCCUCAGAGCAUUCAGCAGCAGGGUUCUCUUCUGCCUUAAGUAGAAAUGACAAAAGUGCCAAAUUUAAUCUGCCAUGUAAUCCUAAGUAAAACUAGCGAUUUGUAUAUCGUCAAACAAGGGAUUUUACAGUCUGGGUCCCUAAGUGACUUUAUUCAAAUAAGGGGCUAAAACCUCACACUUAAUUCACUGAUAUGCUUAGCUUGAUUGUAUUUACUUAAACUCCAGAAGAACAAAAUCACGGAAGUUCCAAAAUAUUUUGCCUUUUUUUAAUCUGUUUUGAAUAUAAGAAUGUAAAUAUGGGGAAGUGGUUUCAAAUUUGCUGUGCCGGUUGAAUUUUAAAUUUGGAGGUCUGUUCGAAUCCAGGCUUUUGAAAUAUAACACUGUUUAUUAUUGCAUUUUGCUAGUCUUUAUUACUUUGUUCUCUUAUGUAUACGUUUCUUGCUUGGAUGGCCUUGUUUUGAAAAUGCAACAUAACUAUAUUUUUCAAUAAAAUGAUAUCACCAA